Molecule: messenger RNA, 1626 nt
Organism: Chanos chanos (milkfish)
Lineage: Eukaryota; Metazoa; Chordata; Actinopteri; Gonorynchiformes; Chanidae
Product: E3 ubiquitin-protein ligase TRIM39-like
Exons: 7
Coding region: 1-1626 (541 amino acids)
Molecular function (GO): protein binding; zinc ion binding
Source: RefSeq, a predicted model, not a curated record
AUGACUUCCUCCAGCAGUCUCCUGUCUGAAGAUCAGUUCCUGUGUUCUGUCUGUCUGGAUGUGUUCACUGACCCUGUCUCUACUCCAUGUGGUCACAACUUCUGUGUGACCUGUCUCAAUAAACACUGGGACAGCACCCAGCACUGCCAGUGUCCACUCUGUAAGGAGCAGUUUAAUAUAAGACCUGAGCUCAAAAUUAAUACAAUACUUAGAGAAGUUGUAGAUCAUUUUAAGAAAAAGGGAGACCUUGUCAAACCUGGAGAAGUGUCCUGUGAUGUCUGUACUGCUCAGAAACUGAAGGCUGUGAAGUCCUGUCUGGACUGUGGGUUGAGUUACUGUGAAACUCACCUGGAGCCUCAUAAAAUUAAAGCAAAACUAAAAAAACACAAACUGAUGGAUCCUGUGGAGAACCUGGAGGACUAUAUAUGCCAGAAACAUGAGAGACCCCUGGAGCUGUUCUGCAGAGAUGACCAGACAUGUGUGUGUCAGUUCUGUACUGAGGGAGACCACAAGACUCACAACACUGUUCCCCUAGAGGAGGAGAAUGAGGAGAGAAAGUCUCAGCUGGGGAAAACACAGACAGAAGUGCAGCACAUGAUCCAGGACAAACUGAAGAAGAUUAAAGAGAUCAAACACUCAGUAGAGCUCAGCAAAACAAACACGGAGAGACAGAUAGCAGACAGUGUGAAGGUGUUCAGUUCUCUGAUUGGCUGUAUUGAGAGAAGUCGGGCUGAGCUGAUUGAGCUGAUGAAGGAGAAACAGAAAGCAGCAGAGAGGCAGGCUGAAGGUCUCAUUAAAGAGCUGGAGCAGGAGAUCACUGAGCUGAAGAGGAGAGGCACUGAGCUGGAGCAGCUCUCCCACUUUGAAGAUCACCUCCACCUCCUACAGGUUUACCCAACACUGUGCAGCCCUCCACACACCACACACUCCACUGACAUCAGUAUUGACCCUCAUCUGCGUGUGGACACUCUGAGGAAAACUCUGGAACAGCUGGAGAAAAAAUUCCGUGAGGAAGUCGGGCGAGAGUGUGAGAAAGAGCAGAAGGAGACUAUAUGCAGUGACCUCAAAUUCUCUACAUUGUCUACAGUGGAUGUGACUCUGGAUCCUGAUACAGCACAUCCCAAACUCAUCCUGUCUGAUGAUGGAAAACAAGUGGAACAUGGAAACACACGACAGAAUUUCCCUGACAACCCAGAGAGGUUUGAUAGAUGUCCCUGUGUCCUGGGGAAAGAGGGGUUCUCCUCAGGGAGAUUUUACUAUGAGGUGGAGGUCAGGGGGAAAACUGCAUGGGAUUUAGGAGUGGCCAGAGAGUCAAUUAACAGGAAGGGAAAGAUUACAUUAAGCCCUGAGGAUGGACACUGGACUAUAUAUCUGAGGAAUGGGGAUGAGUAUGAGGCUCUUGCUGAUCCUGAUGUCCUCCUCUCUCUGAGACAGAAGCCCCAGACAGUGGGGGUGUUUGUGGAUUAUGAGGAGGGUCUGGUCUCCUUUUAUGAUGUGGAGGCCAGUUCUCAUAUCUACUCUUUCACUGCUCAGUCUUUCACUGAGAAACUCUAUCCAUACUUCAGCCCUUGUAAUAAUGAUGAAGGUAAAAACUCUGCUCCACUGGUCAUCACUCCUGUCAGAUAA